AUGCCUUCAUUCAUCCGGCACGGUCCAACAAUUCCAAGACGAACUGAUAUCUGUCUUCCAGAUUCAAACCCUAAUGCCUUUUCAGCUUCUGGAGAUGGAGUAGUUUCAAGAAACCAGAGUUUCCUUAGAACUCCAGUUCAAAGAGCACCUCAUGAAGUAAUGAGAAGAGAAAGCAAUAGAUUAUCUGCACCUUCUUAUCUUGCCAGGAGUUUAGCAGAUGUCCCUCGGGAGUAUGGCUCUUCUCAGUCAUUUUUAACAGAAGUUAAUUUUGCUGUUGAAAAUGGAGACUCUGGUUCCCGAUAUUAUUAUUCAGAUAAUUUUUUUGAUGGUCAGAGAAGACGGCCACUUGGAGAUCGUGCACACGAAGACUACAGAUAUUAUGAAUAUAACCAUGAUCUCUUCCAAAGAAUGCCACAGAAUCAGGGGAGGCAUGCUUCAGGUAUUGGGAGAGUUGCUGCUACAUCUUUAGGAAAUUUAACUAACCAUGGUUCUGAAGAUUUACCCCUUCCUCCUGGCUGGUCUGUGGACUGGACAAUGAGAGGGAGAAAAUAUUAUAUAGAUCAUAACACAAAUACAACUCACUGGAGCCAUCCUCUUGAGCGAGAAGGACUUCCUCCUGGAUGGGAGCGAGUUGAGUCAUCAGAAUUUGGAACCUAUUAUGUAGAUCACACGAAUAAGAAGGCUCAGUACAGGCAUCCCUGUGCUCCUAGUGUACCUCGGUAUGAUCAACCACCUCCUGUCACGUACCAGCCACAGCAAACUGAAAGAAAUCAGUCCCUUCUGGUACCUGCAAAUCCAUAUCAUACUGCAGAAAUUCCUGACUGGCUUCAGGUUUAUGCUCGAGCCCCUGUGAAGUAAGUGAAUUUACAGCACAAAUUAUUUUCGAGGG
Galeopterus variegatus (Sunda flying lemur) is the source of this 889-nucleotide messenger RNA. Its product is annotated as protein salvador homolog 1-like. The annotation marks the transcript as partial. Gene Ontology annotation, biological process: hippo signaling; regulation of cell population proliferation; apoptotic process. Gene Ontology annotation, molecular function: molecular adaptor activity; protein binding. Lineage: Eukaryota; Metazoa; Chordata; Mammalia; Dermoptera; Cynocephalidae. The transcript is spliced from 3 exons. The record is from RefSeq and is a predicted model, not a curated record.